This is a messenger RNA of Manis pentadactyla (Chinese pangolin), 12287 nucleotides long. It is a transcript of the gene MRTFB, whose product is annotated as myocardin related transcription factor B. The transcript has 15 exons. Lineage: Eukaryota; Metazoa; Chordata; Mammalia; Pholidota; Manidae. Gene Ontology annotation, biological process: smooth muscle cell differentiation. The coding region runs from base 4081 to 7320 and encodes 1079 amino acids. The record is from RefSeq and is a predicted model, not a curated record.
GAUGUACAUACUUAAAUACAGAUCUGUAUUUACAUCUGUUAAUAUAGAGAUAUGUAAGAGUGUGUGUGUGUGUGUGAACACACACAUAAACUCGCAGACAAUCUCCCUAACUCUGUCUACAGAGGGCCUGAGAGCAGUAACACCCAAACAGCAACAAACACACCUCGCAUUCCAACCUUUUGGUUAGUCAGGGGAGCGGGAAGGGUAAAAGAUGGGCCUGGAACAUCUUGUACCAGAAAGUAAGAAAGUGCCCAAGAAAUGAUGGGGUCAUGACAGUAAGAAACAAGUCAAUCUGAAGGGACUCCCACUGGCCAAAUAUGGAAUGAUUUGGGCAUCACAUAAAUAAUGGUAGGAACAUGUUAUAAGCCCCUGAAUAAAACAGGAAUUCAUGAGUCCAUGCUGAUAUUAAUAGACAGCAUAACCCAGAUAAAGAGAAAAAGAGAACUCUUUUUCUUACAGUAGGAGGUGCUACUGAUAAAUGUAGAAGGAAUGAAAGAAUUUUCAAAAUCACUAUUUGGCAAUCAUCAUAGUAAUAAAUAACUUGGCCCCACAAAAUAAUUAACUGCAAUGAGAAAACCUAGUUUUAUCAAGAGGAAACCUGGCCAAUGCCAUCUUGGUCAAAGUAAACAUCAUCAGUUAUAAGACAAAUUGAAUUUGUGCAGUACCUGAUAGGAUGCAAAAAAUACAUUACUUCUGUGGUGUUCUUGCCAAAGCCUGCAUCUAAUCAUGAAACACAUCAGACAGACUCCACAAAAUAACUGACCUACUGUAAUCUUCACACUUCAAAGAAAAAGUCAAAAAAGACUGAGCAACUGUUCAAGAUGGAGGAAAGCUAAAGUGCCUUGAUAACUCUGUGCUGUACGUGACCCUGAUCCUGACCCUUUGGCUAUAGAGGAUGUCGGAACAAUCGGUGGAACUUGAACAGUCUCUGUGGCUUAGAGGUAGUGAUGUAUCAGUGUUAAUUUCCUGUUCACUAUGGUUACAUUGUGGCUGUGUAGAAGAAUGUCCUUGUUUGCAGGAAUCACAUACCAGAGCACUUAGGGCAAAGAAGCAUCAUGGCAGGGCCUGAUCCCACAUGGGUCAGGAAAAAAUGCUGAGUGUGGCAUUAUUUCAUAUUUUUAAAAGUAGAGAAAUAAAUGUUCUUUCAGGCAUACUCACCACUAGAGAAAUUAUUAUUUCCUUUCAAAACUAUAGAGACAACACAUUUGACAUAAACCUACAGCAGGAAAAUGCAUCUCCUUAUUGAAAUUGUUUUAUGUUCAUCUGAAAGAAAAGUAAUAAGCUUACAGAGGAUUCUUAAAAGAGAACUGUUUUAUUUCUUAACACACUUGACACACUCAGUACACACACACACACACACACACACACACACACACACACACACACACACACACACACACACACACACACACACACACACAGCGCCAAUAAAGAAUUUUAAGUGACUGGGAUAAAACUGUGUAUCUACUCAGAUUUCUAAACUUGUGGCCUCAGAAACAGUUGGGCAGGAUUUAAAAAGCAGCAUCCUGAAAAAGAGAAUGUUGGGGUUUAUUGUUCUAGUUGUUCUUUUUACAAAGUAAUUGAGAACGUAGGCCCUGGAAUCAAACUGCCUGUUUGGAAUCCCAGCGACCACAUAUAAGAUAUGUGACUUCUGACAAAGUGAUUUUUCUAGGCCUCAGUUUUCUCACCUGUAAGUUAAGAUAAUACUGUUGAACUCAGAGGUCUGUCAACAGAAUAAGUGAGAUAAUAUAUGAAAAGGACUUAGACUGUGGCACAUUAAAAGCACUGAAUAAAGUUGGCAGCUUCUCUCAUUAUUUCAGGAAAAGUUAAAGUGCUUUCAUAAGAGUAUUCUGGUGUGAUUAUGUUGACUUCCUUCUCCCUCCCCAGGAGUAGAAUUACUGGGAGGCCAUAAAAAUUACGGCCUCUGCUGUUAAACCUGUCCCAAGAUCAAACUAAAGCCUGGAAAUGGAGCAUAUCCUAGAAGACAGCAGGCAUUACCAUGCAGUAGAAAAAAAGACUUGGGCUUUGAGGAGCUAAGACUUUGGUUCAGCUCCAGGCCUGCCGCUAUAAGCUUUGCGGCAUCAAUCUUGGUCUGUGAAAUGUCUGCAGCGUACAAAUACUCGUAGUAAUCACAAGAGGCUCUUAGGGGUUAGAUGAGGUCAGUUUCACAAAACCCCUAAUAAAGUGACCAACCUUAAGUAUGUUCUCAAGAAAUGAUGGUUAUUUUUCUUAAACCUUUAAAGGUGCAGGAACAUCCAAAAGAAUAAAGGCUUUAGGAUACGAAAUAAUAGCCUAGCAUUUCAGGGCAUUUUUGAGAAGCGUGAUAAGAGGAUCGCUGUUUGUUCCUGCGGGGUUUAGCCUACCAACAAUGGGCUUAAAUUGCUUCAGAAGGAAUUUCAGAUGACAAGAAGCAUGUCAUGUGUCGUGUAAUCCCAUUCCUGAGCGAGGUUGGGGAAGGGCAGAUAACUAUCUUCCUAGAACAGCGUGGGUUUAGUGCACACUUGCCUUGGAACCAGAACAAAGCACAGAAUCAUCUAGUCCUCAUCUCUGUUUAAGUGGUGAAGAGAAUAUUGAUUUUUCUGGCUGUAAAAAUGUAAGCCCUUAAUUAUCCCUUAGCACGAUCAUGUCACAUUCAAAAUGUAUGUGUGUAUUUUCUUUUAAAGAGAACAUGCUUCCUUUAGAGACCAUUCAGUUGUUCAUCUAAAAUGAGUGAUUCUUGGAUAUUGACCUAGGACUUCUUUAAAAUUCUGAGUAUUAGCAAAAGAAAUUUUCCUUUUAUACUUUCUUCUGCUUUCAUUCAUUCACUUAAUUGAGCAACAAGUAUUUAUUGAGAACUAAUGUGCCAGGAACUCUGCUAGCUUUUGGUUACAGUGAACAGCUCAGACCCCUAAGGAUUCAGUCUACUGCUCUUAGAACGUCUAGCGGGUUUUACAGGAGGUCUUUGCAAACGAGUAGUCUUUGAACCAUUUUAAAAGAUAAGAUUCUUUUGGCUACCGCCCCGGGCAUACACGUUCGGUGUGUAUGAAAACAAGCAUGUCUCCAUUUGCCUGGAAUCGCCACACACAGGGAUUCCCACCGGACUGCGUCCUCUGUGUCGAGUGGCUCGCAAUCUGUGACUUGCAGGCGAGGUGCCUGUUUUGAUAGCUCAUGUGACAUUAAACUUGGGCUGAUGCUGGUUGAAUCUGGUAUGAGAGAGAAGCACUGAGUGUCUCUGCUUUUAAUACGUGGGAGAUUUUUCCUGGGAACAAUCAUGGCGAUGUGAACUCUCUCGGCCGACUAGUGGCGCAAAGCAAAACUGCAGCUCCGGUCUGAACCGGAGAAGGCGGAAAGCGGCAGUGAGCGUACACUCUUUAUUACAAAGAGCGCUGGCUCUGCCUGGGAGAGCAGGACGCAGCAAAAAGCACACCACAGAAGACCUUUGGUAGUGCCUCUGUUUGUAUCCAGAUAUGCUGGUAGCAUGUUUGUUCAGCGUGGUGCCUUUGCUGAGAUAAGACCCCCUUUAGAUGCCCGAGACUGCAGUUUGUUUAGCUGGAGAACUUAAUGAGUAAUGAGUGUGCUUGUCUGGCUGAUAGAAAGUAUUUCCACAGCCUGCGGCCGUGUUUUAUAGGGAGCGGGAGAGAGACCACAGUAAGCAAUUUGUCUUCUUAGGGAUCAGCAAAGUCUUCUCUUUUAACAACUGCAGGAUUUAUUUUUAACUGCUUGACUCAGUGUUUGUCAGAUGAUUCGGACCAUCAAGCUGCAGAUUGAAGUACCCAGUACGGGGGAAGCUAGAACGGCAAGGGAAAGGGGGCUGGCUGGGAAAAGGGGUGGGAUCUCAGCAUCGUGCCUCUGUGGGUCUGCCUCCCAAUGUGGGAGAGGGUUUAGGGCUCUCAGCAGCAGAAGUGUAUUUGCAGGUCAGGCUGGGGACUAAAGGGUAAUGGCUGCCUUUGGCUGCUUAAAGACAUAAUAGCCCCGUGAUUGGAGUAUUGUGAGCAGGCACCCAGGACCCGGGACCAGCGUGUGCUGAGCGCCAGCCUCUGCUGUUAGGCACACUGCGCUCUUCUCCUGUUUGAUGCUGCCUGUCUGCGGAAGCCGCGCACCAUGAUCGAUAGCUCCAAGAAGCUGCAACAGGGCUUCCCAGAGAUUUUAACUGCUGGGGAUCUCGAACCAUUAAAAGAGAAGGAAUGCCACGAGGGGAGCAACCAGAAAAGUCUCAAGGAAGUGCUCCAGCUGAGGCUGCAGCAAAGGAGAACGAGAGAGCAACUCGUGGACCAGGGCAUCAUGCCACCUUUGAAGAGCCCAGCAGCAUUCCAUGAGCAGAUAAAAAGCUUGGAACGAGCCAGAACUGAAAACUUUUUGAAGCAUAAGAUUCGGAGCCGACCAGAUCGUUCUGAACUUGUCAGGAUGCAUAUCUUGGAAGAAACAUUCGCAGAGCCGUCCCUGCAGGCUACUCAGAUGAAGUUGAAAAGGGCUCGACUAGCCGAUGAUCUGAAUGAGAAGAUUGCUCAACGGCCGGGUCCCAUGGAGCUGGUGGAGAAAAACAUCCUUCCUGUAGACUCCAGUGUUAAGGAAGCCAUUAUAGGUGUUGGGAAGGAGGACUAUCCCCAAACCCAGGGUGAUUUCUCAUUUGACGAAGACAGUAGUGAUGCCCUAUCUCCGGACCAGCCAGCCAGCCAGGAGUCCCAGGGGUCUGCUGCAUCCCCCAGUGAGCCAAAAGCUACUGAAUCGCCAUCUCCUGUGACUACAAACACUCCAGCCCAGUUUACUUCAGUGUCCGCCGCAGUUCCUGAAUUCUUGAAAACUCCCACAAAGUGCACUGCUCCUGUCCUGCCCACAAACACUGUGUCCUCAGCAAAGCCUGGGCCAACACUGGUAAAGCAAAGCCAUCCCAAGAAUCCAAAUGACAAACACCGUAGCAAAAAGUGCAAGGACCCCAAGCCCCGGGUAAAGAAGCUGAAGUACCACCAGUACAUCCCACCAGAUCAGAAGGGCGAGAAGAACGAGCCGCAGAUGGACUCCAACUACGCCCGCCUGCUUCAGCAGCAGCAGCUGUUCCUGCAGCUACAGAUCCUGAGCCAGCGGCACCAGUACAGCUACCAGACCAUCCUGCCUGCCCCGCUCAAGCCACUCAAUGACAAAAAUAACAACAGUGGGAAUUCAGGUUUAAACAAUACCACACCUAAUACACCAAGACAGAAUAUAUCUGCUCCUGUGAGGAAACCAGGACCGCUGCCUUCUAGCUUGGAUGACCUAAAGGUGUCAGAACUGAAGACGGAACUGAAGUUAAGGGGUCUUCCAGUGUCAGGCACCAAACCCGACCUCAUUGAACGGCUGAAGCCCUACCAGGAAGUGAACAGUGGCGGCAGCGUGGCAGUGCCAGCGCCUGCCAUUGUCACCAGCAACCCGGAUGUCACCGUAGCACUGCCCGUCACAGUGCCACAUACCUCUGUGACCAUCUCGGGCCCCACGUUCAAGGCAGAACCGUCGUGUGCUGGGAACCACAGCUUGGCCCACGUUGAAAGCAUUAGCUCCCCUCUGCCAAUCUCACCGUCCCCCUCUGAACAGUCCAAUCUCAGCACCGAGGACACAAACAUGGCGGACUCGUUCACCGAGAUCAUGACCAUGAUGUCUCCGUCGCAGUUCUUGUGUUCGUCUCCGCUGCGAGGGACCAGUAACGAGGACAGCCCCAGUCCCACCAGCAGCACUCUGUCAAGUCUGGAACUGGAUGCAGCUGAGAAGGACCGCAAACUUCAGGAGAAAGAGAAGCAGAUCGAAGAGCUGAAGAGGAAACUGGAACAAGAGCAGAAGCUCGUGGAAGUGCUGAAGAUGCAGCUGGAGGUAGAGAAGCGAGGGCUGCAGCAGCGGCCACAGGAGCCCCAGCCCAGCGUCUCAGCUAAUGCCGGCAGCAAGUUAGGUCAGAAACGCGCCAGUGCCAGCUCCUCCAUCAAAGACGAGACCUCACUCGCUGACUGCUCCAGUUCCGGGCAGCUUGUCCCGGGAGCCAGCCAUCCUGUCGGCCAGCCCAUCUCGGCCAGUGGCCAGACCCUCAUUGCCAAAAAGGCUGUAGUGAUCAAGCAAGAGGCCCCCAUGGCCCUCGUAGAGCAGCAGGGCGUUGUCCCACAGUUUUACGUGAGUUCCCAGGGACAGCCACCACCCACCAUUGUUGCUCAGCCUCAGGCUUUACUGACCACGCAGACUGCUCAGCUGCUGCUCCCGCUGUCCAUCCAGGGCUCCAAUGUCACCUCAGUGCAGCUCCCAGUAGGCAGCCUAAAGCUCCAGACUCCACCACAAGCAGGAAUCCCGCCUCAGCCUCAGCCUCAGCCUCAGCCUCAGCCUCAGUCUCAGAUUGCACCUGCUGCCUUGUCCCCAGGCUUAGCCCAGACCGCACCUCAGAAACAGGACGCUUUCCCGCCACACGUGCUCCCUCAGCCUCAGCAAGUCAGAAAGGUUUUCACAAACUCGGCAUCAAAUACAGUGCUUCCAUAUCAGAGACCACCUGCUCCCGCAGUCCAGCAGCCCUUUAUCAGUAAGACAGCCAACAGCAUUCUUCAAUCCAGAAAUGCACCACUUCAAUCCCUGCAGAAUGGACCUAACACUCCCAAUAAGCCUAGUUCGCCCCCACCAGCCCAGCAGUUUGUCAUCCAGCACUCUCUGUUUGGGAGCCCAGUCCCCAAGACAAAAGACCCUCCCCGCUAUGAAGAAGCCAUCAAGCAGACACGCAGUGCCCAGUCCUCCCUUCCAGAGAUUGCCAAUGCGCACAGUCAGCAGAUGGACGACCUCUUUGAUAUCCUCAUUAAGAGUGGAGAAAUUUCCUUCCCUAUAAAAGAGGAGCCUUCUCCUAUUUCCAAAAUGAGACCAGUGACAGCGAGCAUCACCACAAUGCCAGUCAACACAGUGGUGUCCCGGCCACCACCCCAAGUCCAAAUGGCACCACCCAUAUCCUUAGAGCCUAUGAGCAGUUUAUCUGCCAGCUUAGAGAACCAACUAGAAGCUUUCUUGGAUGGAACUUUACCUUCAGCCAAUGAAAUAGCUCCCCUGCAGAGCAGCAGUGACGACCGAGAGCCCUUCUCUCUGAUUGAGGAUCUCCAGAACGACCUGCUAAGUCACUCGGGUGUGCUGGACCAUUCCCACUCACCUAUGGAAACUGCCGAGGCCCAGUUUGCUGCAAAUACCCCCUGUCUGUCCCUUGACCUUUCUGACUCAAACCUGGACAACAUGGAGUGGCUGGACCUCACUAUGCCUAACACGUCAUCUGGCCUCACCCCUCUCAGUGCUGCCGCCCCGAGCAUGUUCUCUGCCGACUUUCUGGACCCACAAGACUUACCAUUGCCAUGGGACUAAUGUCACAGACCUCUCGUCUCAGAGCUCAUGGGUUUAAAAGAUGAAAGUGAUUCUAAUCAAUCAGUUUUUAGCGACAGAGCCAUAGUUGCAUCACUGCAAUUAAAACAAACACGUUAUCACAGAAAGAACAGAUAGAAGGUCAUGGCCUGGACACCAAGCCUGAAAGCCCCUCACUGCAUCCAGUGGUGCAUUUACACUGUUCAGCAGCACAGGGCUUUCUGAACACCACUAGUCAAAGAAGACCCACCUGUUUCCCCAGACUUCACUAAGGAAUGAGGAGUCCUUUAGUUAAAACCACAAAGAGUGAGCAAAGUGUGCAGGAUGACGAUAUGGAGACUCAUUGGUAGUCAGGGGCACCCCCACCUCUGUGCUACCUCCUGAGGCCCCAGGCAGGAUGCAGACAGUUCCGCUCAGAAAUGAACACCAGUGUGAGGGAAGUGACAGGUCGCUGCACGUGGCUUAUCCUAGACAUGGCCUCAGCCCAACCAAGGCUCAGGCCCUGAAGGGCACCAGCCAGUUCAGUGACAGCCUUCAGCUGAAGACUUUUUGUUCCAUUCGGAAACCAAUGUAAUUUUUUUGUGUUGUAGUUUAUUUUACGAUUUUUGGGAUCUUUCUUCAGAUUUCCAAACAAAUUUAAAUGGAAAAUCUUUCACCAGAACCAAUGUCUACAAAAUACUGUUGUGAACAAUCCACUGUAAAAAGUCCAGGUAUAUUGAUAACACUGAAAAUUCUAUUAGCAACUCUCUGGGUUGAUUAGAUGAAUUUUAAUGUGUAUAUUAGGCAUUUGUAUGUACACUCUGACAUGGUUAUUUGUACAGCUUGCUUGCAUUGGGGUUAAGGAAUCGGGUGUCCAAUGGUCCUACUUGUUUUAAUAACUCGAAUAUUUCUAGAGUACUUGAGCCACAUGUAUUUCUGUAUUUAGAGAAUUGCUGACUAAUUUCAGGUAACCAGACCCAUCUCAAAGAACCAAGAAAAGGCUUUAGCAUAAACUCUCUGAGCUGGUGAGUUGCACAGAGAAGACAAGGGAGAAGAAGCCAUCAACCCCAGACCUGCCCGUGAAGAUUACAGGUUAGACCUUGUCGCCAGGUUGGCUUCUGAUCCCAGCUCUGGCCACCCUGCCUCUGUCCCUUACCUCUGGUUAUCAUUUUACAGGCUCGUAACUGGAUGUCACACCCGAGCUCUCACUAUAUAUCAAGCCGAAGAUUGGAAAACUGGAGAUUUUAUUAGUAGUUUUUUGUAUAGAAAAAAAGUUAUCACAUAUUUGUUGGGUAGUUUCUUAAGAAUAUUCUAAAAUGCCAACUAUCGCAAGAUUUCCAAAACUAUUUCAAGGUAGUCAUUUAAGUAUAUUGUAAAAUAUAAGUAACUGAAAAAAAAAAAACUGAACUCUACCAAAAAGCAUGGAGGUUUUGUUAAAUAACACUAUCCCACUUGUGUCAAGCCUAGUGGGGAGGUGGCCUUCUCUGGAUCAGUAAGCAGUGAAUAUUCCCACCAUGACAUGCAAGGGGCAACCUGACCCAUUAUCUGGAAAGAAUUUGUGAAUCAUUUCUGGGAUUGAGCUGAUCUUAGACAAAUUUAUUUAAAAUUUUCAUUUUGGUUUGUAACGUUUACUACAUGUAAGAAAAGUCUCUUUUCCCAAUGUGAAAGCGCUUCUGAACGAUUCAAGGCAGAGGUGGUCGUGCUGGAUGUGGUCUGCAGCGAGCAGUUUACAUGUUCAGAAGUUGGUAACGGCGCAUGGGAUCUCGUAAGGCUCUGUGGACCAGAAUGCGGCCCUCUGAACAUCAUCUUCAUUCAGAUUUAAAUGGCUUACUAACACCAAAUAUCUGCGGGACUGUUGGAGGCAACUGAGCAGCUAGUGCUGUUGACUCUUGAAUGACUUUCUCUCUUCAUCAUCCUGAGCUGUGGACCUACAUCUUUUUCUAGCCCUCAUCUCCCCUUUUGCUUUUUCAAACUAAAAGUUUUGCAACAUGACACAGGAAGGUGGCUCUCCAAAAAUACAUUCUGCUGUGCAAAAAAUGCCAUCUCAUUAGCCUGCUCUUUUAACUACAAAUUGCUUAAGUACACACUGCACAUACAUGUUCAAACCUUUAUGUAUCAGCAUUUCCUUUAAAAGGAAGGCAAGAGUCUCUAGUUAUUAAUUCUACCAGCCACCAUUUGCACCAUUCCACUGGGCUCUCCUGUCCUGGUUUGAGCAGCAGCCAGGCGUCCAUGACAUCGGAGCUGCUCUCCAGGGUCCCAGCUUCAUGUCAAAGUCAGGUGAGGACACAGACCAUGUGCAACAUACCAUAUGACCAAAGGUGACACUGUAUUCAAGGCCCAUCUAACCUAAUUCAUUGUACGUAUUGGUAAGUGCAAUGGGAAAGGUAUGUGUUUACUAAAGAAAUUUUUAUUGUUUAAGGUGAGUUUCAGAGCCAUUAAAGCACAAGUCAGCACAGCCGGUUGGAUUUCCAAUAUGCAGAAGUUGUAUGUCAGCUUGCAGAAUAUCACACUGCCAAGAAAACAGCCAACUCCUAGAAACAUAUUUUCUCACAUCCAGUCUUACAUCCCUAAAUAUUCCUGAAGCACAGUAGUAUCUUGCCUUUCUGGUGUAUGCAAGUGUCAGGUCACGUCAUUGGGGGUGGAAUGAACAAGGUUAUACCAAAGCUUCUACAGAGUUUGGAAGCCUAGAGGUAUGUGGUCAUCUUGUACAUUUCAGCAAAGCAUGUACUAGGAAAGCUGUUAGGACAGGGUUAGCAUUCACAUUCUAGUGUUUCUCCUGAAACGUGCAAUCUGUUGUAUAGUAUUUGCCACAUGUUUUAAUAUAGGUGUAUUCUGAAUUCAUGGAAGUUUUUGCUCACAUACUAUCUGUUUUUGUUUUAGAUGAAUAUUUUUUUAAUAUAAGGAGAUCUUACUUCAGUUCCCUUUUCCAAAACUGCACAGUUCCGUGACCCACCUGGCUGAUACUUUUGCAAGUGCAGCUUGGAAUGGGGGCAAAGGCAGUCUGCUGCGGCCUCAAGGCUGCUGCCUCUCAGCUCAAGGCCAAGUCCCAGCCACAAGAUCACGCCGCUGAAGUGUGCAGUCAGUGCGCCCUGAGCGUGGUACCAGGCGUGUCACCCAUCUGAGCACCAGAGUUGACUCAGGCCACCUUUAUCCCCACAGCCCAGAUCCUUCCUGGCCACAUAGCUUUCCUCAGAGGCCCUUCAGAGUUCCCAGGCUGGGAGCAGCCACCGCUGACAAACCAGCUAUCCCCACAAGUGGCGGGAUAGGCCCGCCACUGUCCACAGCAGGCUCAGCCGUGGGGAAGCGGGAGGUGUUUUGUGGGCUCAGUACCCACCCUCGCACCGUUGUGCUGGUGGGGAGCACCCAGCACCGGUGGGGAUGUUGUAGAAAACUUGAGUGAGAACAGCAAUUCAGUGUCAACCAGCAGAACAAACCAGGUCCAUUCAGCCAGAUUUCACAAGUAACCCCCUGUGUGUUGCCAUCCCUCCCUGCAUUUGAGUCCUGGCGACUUCUGGCAACGGAGCAGAACGCCAAACUGCCCACUGGCCUGGAGGCCACAAAAUUCAACCAAAUUACCAAAGAAUGUUAACUGGAAAGUCAGGUUUAUCAAGGAACACAGCUUACAAAGGCAGAAAUGUGUCUUUGGAGAGCAUCCUACCUGCAUUUCCACUCAUCUUUUAAGUGGUUUCGGUCAGAACUGGAAAGUAACUAUUAAGAUGUAGUAUUUCUUUUCCCUGAUUCAAAUCUUCAUAACUUACUUAUUCAAGGCUCUUUCUGGGCUUCAUUUUCACCUGUGAAGGGACUCUGUCUGCAUGACAAUAAACUAGAGGUCUGCAGCCUCACCCGCCCACCCUCUCCUGUGUUCAAGGAAGCAUGUCACUGCAGAGGGUUUCUACCUGACAUCCUUGGUUUGAGGCCUGUGAUUCGAAAGGCUGCACAUGUUUACAAAAGAGCUCUUACCCUCCGCGAACACAUUGUUCUGUGAAGCAUUAUUGGAAAAUCACAGUUUUGUGACAACAGGGUGGCAAUCUCAGCUCAACAAGGUGCUGUCUGGAAGCAAUCAAAACAUGUCACUGGCGAUACCAACACAGCUGUCGCGUUUAACAGAGCUUUGUGCCAACUACUAAGGCAGAGCUUUAACCAAGUUCAUAGAAUCACCAAGACUCAUCACAGUUACCUCUCUACAUUAUGCUGUAAGGACACUUGCUAAUUUGGUUGGGGGAAGAAACACUUAGGAAAGGGUUUAGUAUCUACCAAAAAUACUUAACCUCAAGUAACCAAUAGUAAUGCAAACUUGCUUUAAAGGAACCAAAGGCAUUGCCAAGUAUUUGCCAAAAGGAGGCACUUUUUAUUUAGAAUUUGAGACUAAUGAGAUCCCAAAAAGGUAUUAUCCAUUUAAGGUUAUGAUUUUCACAAAGAUGUAGAUAUUUCUCUAUUGUUUUCAUGUAAAAAUAGCAUAGGUUUGUUUUGUUGAUUUAAGGAUCAUGUAUAUUUAGUAGUAAUACAAAGUUCCUUCCUUUCUACGUGCAAAUCAGUUCUCCUCUUCUCUGGCUUGCAAUAGAAACGCAAUGUGAUAGGUGUUUCUCUUCUUAUUUUCAUGGUCACAUUAUGUCUUAGCAUCUCACUUUAUGAAAAAAAGGAGAAAGACACCAAUCUACAGAGCCCUGCUUAUUAAAGCACUAGUUGAGUAAACAAGAUUAUGGCAAUCGGGGGUCCAUUCAUGUAUUGCCUUUAUGUUGUUUUUUUAAAGAAAAACCAUGAUGCCUUUGUAUUUUGCUGUUUGCACCCCUGAAGUCAACUCUGUACCAUGUCUGAAUGCCGUACGUUUUGCACAUGUACUGUACAUAGGUAAUGCAUAUGUAUUUUUAUAUGUGUGCACAUUUAUCAUCAGAUCUUUUGUACAUAGUGGCAGUAUUGUAGCUGAUCGGGAAAUGUUUGAUAUCUCAGCAAUUUUGCAUUUUUGUGUCUCAAAUAAAAAACAUUUUGACGUA